UUGAAAAUUCUGAGGAUUUACUUUUGUCUACGGAUAUUGAAGAUUCUGAGGAUUUACCUCUGACUUGUUUAUUUUCUACACUUGUUCAAGCUUAUAAAGAUACUAAACAAUUAAUUGAAUGUGAAACUAAAGAACGUCAAAAAAUUCGAAAUGCAAAUACAAAUACUAUUAGGGCCCGAAUUAAAUUAUUUGAACCAUAUUUUCCUGAAUUAAAUACUUUUCAAAAUAAGUUAGAGAAACAUAUAAUUUGUGAAAAGCACUAUAAUCAAAUUUUUGUGAAAGAUACUUAUUUAAACCAUUUAAAAAAUGGAUUGUCAUCUUAUCCAAGAAAGCGAAGUCACAAUUUUAAUACCUUAAAUUUGAAUGAUAUACAAAUAGAACCUUCAACAACUAUCGAUAUUGGAAUUCAGGUAGAAGUAGAUAAUACGAAUAGUGAUCUUUUAAUGCAAAUCGGAAUUUUAAAAAAUUCUCUUAAUGUUCUUGCAAGCGAAAAUUCUAAACAAUUACAAAUUAUUGAAAUUAAAAAUAAUAAAAUUUAUGAAUUAGAAUAUGAAUGCGAAUAUCUUAAAAAACAAAUUGCCGAUUUUAAUCUUAGAUUAGAAAGUUUAAAUUUAUAUAAAAAUAAUGUAGAAAUAUUAACAAAUGAAAAAAAUAAAUUAGAAAAUGAAAAUACAUAUUUAAAAGAACAAUGGAAUGAACGGUAUAGUACUCAACAAAAGCAAAUAACAGAAGUUGCUACAAUAGCUUUAUUAGAACGAAGGCUUCUAUAUGAUGAUAUUAUUUAUUUAAUUAAUAAUUGUGAUCGGUUUUCUUUAGAAAAUUUAUUAGUAUAUAAUCCUUUAAAUUGGCUUAAGUAUCGUAAUCCUGUAAUAGUAAAAUUUAUCGAAGUACUUACUGAUAAUAAUGAUGAGCAAUUAUAUCAAAAGAAAAUUUUUAAACGUAUAGUAGCUGUAGAUGCUAUUUAUAAAUUACGACAUAGCAAAUAUGUCUCUGAAAUAAAUCUUGCUGCAUCAGCGAUUAAAUAUACUAUUGCUCGAUCAAAAACUAUAAUAGAUAUUGAUAACCAUAUUACUAUUGAAAAACAAAACAGCUUAUCUAAUAAAAAUAAACAAUGUUUAAAUUGUUUCGAAUCAGAAAUUGAUAAUAAAAAGCGAAAUUGUCCUAAAUGUAAUACUAAGUUACCAACGCUUGCUUCAAUAAGUCAAGCUUCGUCUUUUCAACAAACCACAUUAUCUGAAAAUAUAGAUAAAACAGUAGUGUUUAAACUAUAUGAACCUAAACAAUCUAGUAUUAAAGUGCAAAGACCUAAAAUUAGUAUAACACAAAGAACUAUAAUAGACGAAGGAAUAAAAAUUUCAGAUUUAUAUGUUCCUGACCCAAUUCCUAUCAAUCCUAAUUCUUUAAUAAAUGUUCAAAAAAUUUUAGAGCAUAUUGAAAUAAUUGCUGGAAUUAAAUCUGGAAAACGCAGAUAG
Molecule: messenger RNA, 1472 nt
Organism: Scutellospora calospora
Lineage: Eukaryota; Fungi; Glomeromycota; Glomeromycetes; Diversisporales; Gigasporaceae
Source: the annotation of a GenBank genome assembly